AGCAGAUCUUUAUUCCCAGUAGGACUGUGGAAACAAUAACCACUGCACUGCUUAGUCAGGAAAUCCUUUUUAUAGCUGAUCAUCAGCAGCAUGGGGCCAGCUUUGUUCUCAGGAAUCUUACAGAAAACAAGCAACAACACAGCAUCUCAAAUUUAGCUGAGAAAGCUGAAAGAUCUGCAUUUUCAUCGUUAACACAGAAAAGAGAAAUGCUGACAAGCACGGGACCCAACAACCAGCUUUCAGCAGAGCCUUCGGGUCGUUGCCUCAGAGCUGUCAGGUUUUUCACAGGAGACAUGCGACAGUGUGGAGAGUGGGUGAAAAGGCAGGUUCUGAUAAUCCAGCUGCUGGACGGUAUUUUACGAGGCACGGCUCAGGUCAUGUUCGUCAGUAACCCUGUCAGCGGACUUCUCAUUUUGACUGGCCUGUUCCUGCAGAACCCCUGGUGGGUUCUAAACUCUCUGCUGGGAACUUUUGUCUCCACUGUGUCGGCGAUACUCCUCAGACAAAACAGGGAAGCGAUUUUUGCAGGGCUUCAUGGAUACAACGGGACUUUGGUUGGUAUGCUGAUGGCCGCGUUCUCCUCCAAGGGAAACUGGUACUGGUGGCUUCUGUUCCCAAAUGUGUUCAUGUCCAUGUUGUGCCCUGUAAUCUCCAGUGCUUUGUCCUCCAUUAUGAGCAAAUGGGAUCUCCCAAUUUUCACUUUGCCUUUCAACAUCCUGACUUGCUUACACAUAGCAGCAACAGGAACCACUCACCCAUAUUUUCCAGAGGCAUGUAUUAAGUCUCACUUUACACAUACAUUUGAAUUUUCUCAGCUAUUCUUGUCGGUGCCAGUUGGCGUUGGCCAGGUGUUUGGCUGCGACAGUCCCUGGACGUCGUGUCUCGUCCUUCUGGCCCUGCUGCUGUGCUCGCCAGCUAUCUGCAUACAUGCCUUGUUGGGCUCCACUGCUGGCCUGUGCACUAGACUUGCAUUAGCUGCACCUCUCGAAGACGUCUACGCAGGACUUUGGGGAUAUAACAGUGUGCUGUCCUGCAUUGCUAUUGGAGGGUUCUUUUAUGGUUUAACAUGGCAGACACACAUACUGUCUCUAAUAUGUGCACUUUUCUGUGCAUACGUGACCUCAGCGACGUCAAAACUCAUGUCUGUGUUCGCGUUACCGGCCUGCACGUGGCCAUUUUGCCUGUCGAUUCUCAUCUUCCUCCUACUUUCCUCGGAGAACCCGGCCAUCUGCAGGCUGCCCCUGUCCGCUGUGUCCUACCCUGAGGAAAACCGUCACUACCUGAGACAAUUAAGGAUGUCAGAAAAGGCUCUGAGCAGCUGCAAGGGAGAGCAGACUCCGGACAGAAUGGAGGGAUGAAUUCUUAGCCAGAAAUGUGAAAAGCAGUUACGAUGGGUCCGUAAGAGAGAUGUUAUUUUGCAUCAGUUUGAAUGUGGCUGUUGUGAUGUUCAUGUUUUCUGCUUAUAUAACCAGAUCAGUUACAUAAAAAUGAGUGUUUUCUGGAUGAAAAAUGUUUUGCUCACACGCAGUACAUCUUGCGAUCUGCAGGUGGCGACACACAACCACAAAAAACAUAAAGCCAGACCGGAUAGAAAAUCAGGAAGAUGUAAAAAUGCACCUGCACUUUUAGUUGCAAGUUGUUGUGAGUUAUUUCAUUAAAAACAUAAAGUAGUUUCUACCAUGUGUGAAAUCAUUUAGAGCUCCCAUAGGGAGAGGGGAUGUGAGCAUUCUACUGCUCAUCAUAGCUCAGUUUUGGUGGGUGCUUGUGGAAGAUUUAAUAUUCAUCAGUCUUUCAUCAAUGCAGACAGUAAGCUGCGGGAUAUUUUCCAAAUUGUUCCCCCUGCAAAACCCUUUCUCACUGAAAGCCAUAAUCCAUCACUACAUUCCAAUCUGUCCUCUUGUUUUUCAAUCAUUUCUCUUUGCUUCUCCCUCGAUUCAACCACUUUUUAUGAACCGGUUGUGUCACUUAUCUUUUGUUUUUCUCUUCAUCCGUUAUCCGUCUUCUCUUCGUCUCUCGGAUGAUAACAGCCAAUCUCGCCCCUUUCAAACAGAGCAAGAAUAUUUCAGUCGUUUUGAAAAGAAGAUGACAGGCUGCACACCAGGAGUUCUGUCUGGGUCGAUGUUUGCCUGUGCAUCUUAAUAUGUCUGUGCCGCCAUUUGGCUGUCUGUCUGUGCAUCUGGUGCACUGAAGUCUGGCCAGAGUGAAAAAUCAGAGCCAGUCACACUUACAGAAAUGUGUGGGAGAUGCAGACCAGGGCGGUGGGGGGAGAGAAGGUGUGAGACAUGACAGGGGGGGAUGGAGUUGAGAUUUUUUUUUAUAGUACAUGUUGUUUCUCUUUGUGUUGUUUUAAACUAUGUUGAUUCAUCUGCUGCCCUUUGAAGGGCAGGGUGAGGGUUGGGAGCAGAAUGAUGGGGGAUGAGGUUGGUGUCACAUACUCUGUGCCGGUGCUGUGUGCUCACAGCAGGAUGAAUCAUUUUUUUGUUUUUUUUCCCUGAGUCCCUUGCAGGAAGCACUCGCCAGUUCCAUAAAACUUAGCAACAAGGGAUGACAGCAGGCUGCAGGGAUGAACUUUCCUCAUCUAUAAAGUCUCUCACAUAAUAGCAGCUACAAGAUCUGAUGGUUCCUCAUAGAGUUUGUGUAUAAAAAAAGCCAUUUUAACUUUAAAGGGCAAAACAGUUUUUACGUUGUCAGGGUCACAUGUAACAUUGAAUCUGUCUUUUUUCUUAUUGGUUGAUCUCUAACUGUCCAAUCGGUAUCAGGGUUAAAGACAGAGAGAUACUUUGAUUUUUGCUGUUUCAGAAACACACAUAGGUUUUUGUUUGUUUGUUUGUUUUGGGGUUUUUUUUUCAACAUCUACAAGGAAUGAUGAACAUGAAACGAGUGUGGACAUUUCUGCAAGACGAUUCCAAAGCCAGAGCCAAGGAAGCUCUCACCUGGCCUUGCAGAAAGAAAAUAAAGCAGCUUGACUGGACCAGCCAGUCUCCUGACUUGAAUCCUGUUGAAAAUCUCUGGAAAGAACUAAACAUCAGAGUUCAUUGAAGAGGCAGGAGCUUCCAGAUUUAAAGAUAAUGUAGAAGAAUGGGACAAAAUGACACCUGAGCCAUGCCUGCCAGUAGUUUCUCCAAACAGGAGGCAUCUUCAAGAGGUCAUUACCAAAGUAUAUAAUAAAUAUCAGUAAACGUGUUCAAUACUUCUUCCCUAUGUCGUUUCACAUUAUCACACAUAACUUAAUUCCUGAACUUAUUUGUUUUGGUUUCUUUCUAUGUAUGGAUUACUUGGCUUGUUACCCACACCUGGUAAACAUUUUAUGCCAAUAGCAACUUUAGAAAUACAUUUACCAUGAAAAAUUGUGAUGUGUUCAAUAUUUUUUAUCCGCUGUAUAAUUGUCACAGUUCAGGUUAAAAAGAAAAAAAAAUGCUAAUUUAGUCUGGAAAUGUGGUCAAAACAAUCUGAUAGGCGUUCUUAAGUUUAGUUGACAAUAAAAUAAAUACUACUUGAUACAAUUUGUCUAAUAAGUUUUUUUUGGGGGGGGAGGGGUUGCUAGGUAAAAGAAGAAAAUAAAGUGAUUUACUGAAUGAUGUUUUAAUUUAUGCGGGGCAUAAAUUAAACAGAUCAGAUGCCAUUAGAAACAUUACAGCUACUGUAUGUUCUCUGCAAUAAGAAAGUGGAAGCUCCAACAAACAAAGGGAUCAGAGACUGUCAGUGCUGCGAAAACCAAAUGUGUGAGAACAGCAAACAUGAUGAGAACAAGAUGCAUGUGAGCCUUCUCGCCAACCAACAAUUACAGUGUCACUCCUGCUUGAUGCUUUAAAUGGCGUUCAUUCCUGUGAGACUGACAGGACACUUUGUGUUUCUGCGAGAAAGAGAGCGAGAUUGUGUGAACGUGUUAAAAGGAAGGAAAAAAAAGACAACAAAAAAAAACAGGCCAAAUGCAGCCAAACUGUUCCUGUGGGCUGGGAGAAUGAAUGUCGCCUGUUGUGAUUCACUCCAUCCUGCUCGAUCUGUGAAUAGUAUCCAAGAGCUGCUAUCUGGCGCAUGACGCUCCGGGGUGAUCAUGUUCAAACCAAAUUUGUCUGCUGCUUCCUGUAAGACGACAGGAGAAUCCCCAGGAAACUCCAUCUUCCAUUGGAGGAAGCUUCUACAGAGGAGGAGGAAGUAUUGCCAUUUAUGUACGCUCCCUGAGACUAUGCCGCACCGAUCCAUGACUAUGGUACAGUGUGUGUCGUAAUCCUGUAGUGUGUGUAGCGUUGCCUCAAAUAGAAACGGCAGACUUCAAUGGAAGGAAAAUGGCAAUAAGGUAGAUGCUGCAUUUUAGCAA
Molecule: messenger RNA, 4318 nt
Organism: Xiphophorus couchianus (Monterrey platyfish)
Lineage: Eukaryota; Metazoa; Chordata; Actinopteri; Cyprinodontiformes; Poeciliidae
Product: urea transporter 2-like
Exons: 9
Coding region: 207-1358 (383 amino acids)
Biological process (GO): urea transmembrane transport
Cellular component (GO): membrane
Molecular function (GO): urea transmembrane transporter activity
Source: RefSeq, a predicted model, not a curated record